This is a messenger RNA of Cladocopium goreaui, 987 nucleotides long. Lineage: Eukaryota; Dinophyceae; Suessiales; Symbiodiniaceae. The record is from the annotation of a GenBank genome assembly.
AUGGAAAAUGCUGGUGAUUGCAUUGGAGACUUAGAGAGGUGCUUGCGCAAAGUGGUUUCAAGGCCUUUAUGGAAGAACGAACCUUUCUAUCGUUUCCGGCCACGACCUGGAAACCUGGGUGAUUAUGUGGCGAUUGUGCGGCUAGAUGCUCUAGAUCCUCCUAUGGAGUUCGUGGGAGAUGCUUACAAACUGAAGAAGGUCGCUAAGCAUUCUGCUGCCCUACAGGCUUUGAACUACCUUGAAUUACAGAGCGCGGAGAAUAUUCGACUCGCAACUUCCAAGGUCAGUUCUGACGGGGGAGAGUUGCAAAGUGCACGCCGACGAAAGCGUAAAUGGAUGAACGUUGAGCUCUCUGGAGAGGGAUUGAACCAAGACGAAACAGCGCAAGCUACCUCAUUUGAUUCUUCAGGAUUGCCACAGGCUCCCGAAGCGAUUCGAAAUUUGGCGAAUGCCAAGGGCCGUCUACUCGAAUUUUUGGUGAAGGAAGUGCGCCGCUCGCUCGACGAAGAAGAGGUGCAGUGGAACUUUGACUUCUCCGUGCAAGAGUCCGGUUUUGUCGUGUCCCUCAAUCUAAACGUGGAGGGCUGGGCAGUUGGCACCUUCAUCAGUGGAGCCUUCAGCAGAAAGAAAGAGGCAGAGCAAGAUGCAGCAAAGCAGGCCUUGCUCCACUUGCAGAAGAUCAAGGCAAAACGUCCACAGUCAUUGCCGGCCACUUUGCGUUUGCCAACGGACAUCACUGUGGAGACACUGCUGGAGCGUUAUUUACCUGCAAAUCUCAGAGAAGGCGAGUAUGACGUGACCUAUGCAGGAUACAUCGUGGAUCGCGAUGUUCCCUUGGGAAUGGUGACCUGCCCCUUGCCUUCGGCACACCGGGAGAAGCAUGCGUUUGGAAGUUUGGAAGUGGCUUCCUCUUCAAGCCACCUCAAAACACAUCUCGACCCCUGUGCGCCUGUGACUGUGAUGAUUAAGGGAGAAAAAAAGCUGUGA